AUGAGAAGAUCUGAAUUAUACGUCGCUUGUAGUCGUGCAACAAAGGCACGUGGUUUAUAUUUAAUUGGUGACUUCGUUCCACCAAAACCACCUGAACGUAAUGAUGCAGUGGCGAUGAUGUUUAAAACCAUGAGAUCAGAACGAAUGCUGAAAUUUUCACUUGAAUUUCCUGAAGAAUCUCAAGAAGAAAGAUUUUCUAUGAUGUUUCAUAAUGUACAAUCAUUGAAUAAACAUUUUUCAGAUAUGCAAUUUGACAAAACAUUUUUGUCUUCUUCCAUGAUAAGUCUUGUUGAAACAUGGACAAAACCAAGUGACAACUUGGAAAUUGAAGGUUUCAAGAUAGCUCACAGACGUGAUUGCGACGAUGUACGAAAACCAUUCGGUCAAAGCAUUUAUUUAAAAAAUGAUUUGAAGUACGAAAAUAUCCCCGAAAGAUAUGAAUAUUCAGGCAAAACCCAUAUUGAAUAUUCUUCAAUAAAAAUUGAUGAUAUUUGUAUAAUUUCCGUUUACAAUUCACCGAAUUCAUCAUUCGAUAUCUUAAAACGACAUAUUAAUGAAGUUAUAACUAUUUCAAAAGGAUUUUGUGAAAAUAUAAUUGUCGUUGGUGAUUUUAAUGUGAAUUUGAAGAUCAAAAUCAAUAGCAAAUUUAUUGAAUAUAUGGAACCAUUCGGACUUAGUUUGAAUAAUAUACUAAAUAGAGAUUCAACUAAUGCAAAAACUCUUACAAGUUUUCAUGAACCAAUAUGGAUAAGAAAACAUAAAGGUUUGACCGAGUUUCAUUUUGAUGAAACUGAAGGCAUUUAUACAAAUAUACCUUUUAAUGUCGAAGAUGUUAUAACUGAUGAUCAAUCUGACACGAUGGAAGUCGAUGAGAAAUUCGUUUUUGAACGCCACAAAAUAAUCGAUAAAAACGAACAAAUUGACUUAGAUAUGUCCUUCCAUUUCGAAGACCUCAAAGUUAAUGAGCCAUCUGAUAUGAUGGAAAUUGAAGAAAAAUCUUCUUCCGAAAACUAUGAAAUCAUUGAUUCUAACUCAAGGGAGAUUCUUGAUCACUUUCUUCUUGCACUAGAUUUUAAUAAUACUACAGUGACUAAUCAAAUUUCAAGUCAAAGUCAAAUAAUCGAUGAUUUAAUUGAAACAUCACCAUUUAUAACUAUGAAUAAUAAAGACCAAUCCCUCCGAUUAAAAUCGAAAACAGAAUAUUCUGUUCAAGCGUUCGAUUCUGUUUUAUGCUAG
Molecule: messenger RNA, 1236 nt
Organism: Rotaria socialis
Lineage: Eukaryota; Metazoa; Rotifera; Eurotatoria; Philodinida; Philodinidae
Source: the annotation of a GenBank genome assembly